GCCCGGACCAGGCCCUGCGGGGGGUGCAGCAGGAUGCUCCGCAUGAUACGGGACCUGCUGCAGAGGUGGCAGGGGCGGUUUCUUGCCUUCCAUCUUGCGUCUCCUUUGGAAAAGUCUCCGGGCAGAAGUGAUGCGUUCCUUGCAUUAUUCAUGCUGCCGUGAGCCCAGGAGAUAUAGUUACAGCUGGCAGACCAGCCGCGAGCAACUCGGCUGCUUAACUCGCGCUGCAGGAGGCAGGAGGCAGCUCAGGGGCUGGGGCUGGAGUCCUGCUGCCCCGGGGACAUGCCACGUGGAGUCCCCCAGGAGGCACCGGGGAGCAGCCGGGGCGCCUCAGGCACGAGAGGGCCGCAGCCGGCUGAGGGACAUGGGCACGUGCCCCACUGAAACCGGGCGCAGGUAACUACCCCCCCGCGGCAGGCACCCGGCGCGGGGGCCGUGGGGUCGGGCCGUGCUGGUGGCCGGGCUGCUGUAGAGCUCUUGCCGCUUGGCAGUGGUGGGAGUGCAGGGUCAGGAGCCACCUCGUGCCGGUGCGGGGCAUCGCCGCUGGGCGGGCCUUCCUGGAGACAGGCUGCUGGAGCAGGCGUGAAACCCGGAGCAUGAGCGCCCGCCACCGCCGGCAUGGGUGGCAAGAAAGGGGACCCCAAAAAGGAUGCCGAUGCCAAGGGCAAGGGGGGCAAAGGGAAAGGGAAGGAUGCCAAGAAGGGCAAGAAGGAGGUGCUCAGCGAGUUGGAGGAGCCCUCGGAUGCAGAGGUGGCCAAGACGGAGGAGAGCAAGGAGGCUCAAGCAGUGGAGGAAGAGAAGGAAGAGGAGGAGGCACCAGUGGAGGAGCCCAAAAAGGGGAAAGGGAAGGAGAAGAAGGGGGUGCUCAAGGCAGUGGCAGUGAAGAAGCCAGGCCGGGGGAAGAAGGUACAGCUGGAGCCGGAGGAAGAGGAGGGCGAAAGCAAUGCUGCGCAGAUGAAGAAGAACCUCAAGGGCACCUCCAAGCUGGUGAUGGGGCUGACGGCCGACAACGCCAAGAAGAAGAAAGGAGCCAAGAGCGCAGAGGCCACGGGCCAGUCGAAAGCGGCCACCAAGGCCGCGGCCAGCCCAGCCGUGGAGGAGGACAAGGCGCCACAAGCCAAGGUCAAGCGGAGCCUCCGGAGCACCUCCAAGCUCUUCCUCGGCUUCAAGAAGCUGGGCCUGCGGCAGCCCAAGAAGGGGCAGUUCAAAAACACCUCCCGCUUCUUCUGGGGGCUGCAGAAGCACAGCACGAAGAAGAAGAAGAAGAAGAAGAACAAGGCGGUGCUGAAGUCCACCUCCAACCUCAUGGUGCGCUUCAAGCAGAUCGGGAAGAAGCGGAAGGAGGCGGCGAGCGCCCCGCCGGCGAAACUGUCCUUCCUGCUGCUGCGCCAGGGAGGGCAGUCGGAGGCGGCCGGCGCGUCCCUCUUCCGCCGGCGCCCGGAAAGGAAAUUCAAGCCGCGGGCGCAGGUGCUGAGCAAGGCGGCCGCCGCCACGGGCUGGCUGGCGAGGAAGCUGCUCUCCAAGCGCGGGCGGCUCGUCGGGGGUGGCCGGCCGGCCGACGCGGCCUGGCUCUCCCGCAUCGGCGCGAGGAAGCUCCCGUUCCCCGCGGAAGACGAGAUCCUCAGGCACCGAGCCAACAUGAAGCGGCUCCCCGGCGGCGCGUCCCGGCGGCCGUCCCGGCGGGGUCCCUCGGAGGAGCCGCCGGCGCCGGCGGGAUACUACGGCUGGUCCGAGGAGGGGGCCGGCCCCCUGGGCGCCCGGCGCGGCUACGCCGAGGAGGAGGGCUACGGCGCCGCGCCGGCUCCCCCCUACCCGACCCGCUAUGGCUUCGAGGAGGCGUCGCUGCCCGAUUACGGCGACUACGCCGGCUACGAGGCGGAGGAGGACUACGGCUUUUACGAGGGGGUUUCGGACUACCCGGACGACCCGCUGUCCCAGCGCUGCUGGGAGCCCGAGGAUGAGGAGUCCUACAGGCCCUACGGCGCCUACUCCGCCUCCGACCUCUACGAUCCUUACGGGAGCGACCCGGACUACGCCGAGGAGCCCGCGGGGCCCUUCGGCUACGCGGGGGACGCCUACGGCGCCUUCGGCGGGCCGGCGGCGGGCGAGGGCGGCUACGCGGAGGAAGCCUACCCCGAGCACCGCGUCCACUACAGCGAGGCCGCGUGGCCGCCGCACGCCCAGUCCUCCUGCAACCCCUACGCCGCCGCCCUGGACGACAUCGCCGAGGCCGAGGAGCCCGAGGAGUGGGGGGACGAGGAGGAGGAGGAGGAGGAGGAGGACCGGGAGUACCCCCUCGCCGCGCUCAGCGCCGCCUCCCUCAAGGGCGCGCGGGAGACGCUCUCGGCCCAGCUCUCCCUCCACAGGAAGUUCAGGCUCUUCCCCAGGCCCCAGGUGAAGCUCUUCGGCACGGACCGCCUGGACAUCGCCCUCCCGCCGUCCCCGCACCUGGCCGACGGCGACGAGGACGACUACGACGAGUACGAGCCGCCGGGGCGGCGCGCGGGCGGCCGGCGGGGCGGCGGGCCGGCGGCGCGGGCCUGCGGCAGCCCGCUGGGGCAGUUCCUGCAGCGGUCGCUGUCGCAGCCCCAGCUCGGCCGCGGGCGGCACCGCGGCGGCGGCGGGUCGGAGCCGGCCUCUGGCGCGGGGCCGGCCGAACCCGCUUAUGGACGCUUCGGCGCCGGGCCGGCGGGCGCAGAGAGAGCCGGCUCAGCGCGGCGCGGCGGGGCCUCGCCGCGGGCCUCACCGGGCAGGGACGUCUCCCCGCCGCCGCCGCCGCUGGCAUCGCGCUGCUUCCCCUCCCUCCGCAACCCCUUCGCCAACCCCGGCCGCUCCUCGCCGCCGGCCCUCGACCGCCGCGGCAGCGCCCGGAGCGACGGCCCCCGCGGGCCUCCCUCCCCGGGCGACAGCUUCCGCCGCUUCGCCCUGGCCCCGGCGCCUUCCUCGGCGCCCGCCGUCCCGCCGGCGCGGCGGCCCUCGGCGCGGCGCGGCGGCCCCCCCGGCCCGCCGCUGCCCCACGCCUGGCCCCGGCAGCCCGAGCCGCCCACCAAAGCCGUGAAGCCGCUGAUGCGGACGCCCUUCCUGCAGCCGCUGGGGCGCCCGCCCGGCCCCCCGGCCCCGCCGCCCGCCGCCCCACCGCCUGCCCGCCGCCCGCCGCCCCCCGGCCCGCCCUGGUGCCGGCCGCCCAGCCCCGAGCUGCUGCCGCCCGGCCCCGCUCCCGGCGUCCCCAAAGGCUUCCUCCAGCGCAUCGGGCAGCCCCUGGCCGGCAUGGCCCGGCGCCCUGCCGAAACGGGCGGCCGGAGCCCAUCCCCGGGGAGGCCGGGGCGCUUGGGGCCCGGCCAGUCCCUCGCGUCCCUGCUGACGGCGAGCGCGGCCCCCCCGUCCUCGCCGCCUGCCCGCCGCCGGCCCCUUUCCCCGGCACCCUCCUCGGCGAGGCGCCCGGCCCCGCGGGAUGCAGACGCGCCCGGGUCGCUGAGCCCCACGGCGGGAUGUUGCCUUUGGGCCGACAGCCCGCAGCCCAGGCUCCCGGGCUCCCCAAAAGCUGGACGGAGCCCGGUGCCGCGGGGAAGCGCCGCUUUCCCCAGCCCCCGCGGCUGGGCGCCGGGCUCCUACCGGCGCGGCGUCGGCGCCCCGGAGAUGGCAGAGCUCUAUGAGAGCGAGGCCGUGGCCGGGGAGGACGGCGCGGGGCGCUACGCGGUGGUGACGCCGCAGAUCCAGAGGCUGGGCUCCCUGCGGCGGGCGUCCCGCAUCUACAAGCAGCACUGGUCCAAGCAGCACGUCGUGCGGGUGCAGGAGAUGCCCGACGCCUGGACCACGGAGCAGGGCUACGCCCGGCGCCCCGCCGAGCGCCUCCGCACCCGGGUGAGCCCCCGAGGAGCCGACAUCGCCCGCUACCUGAGCCAGCGCUCGCCCGCCCGCGCCUGGCGGGACAGAAACCCCUGGGCGGACGGGUACCUGGCCGCGAAGCUGCCGUGGCGGAGCAAGAUGCAGUCCCUCUGCAGCCUGCCCAUCGUGCGGUACCAGGAGCAGCAAGAGGAGGACGGGCUGGAGGACAUGACCCAGCUGGAGGACCUCCAGGAAGCCGCCGUGCUGAGCAACAUCCAGACACGGUUUGAGCGUCAGCUCAUCUAUACCUACAUUGGCAGCAUCCUGGUUUCAGUCAAUCCCUACCGGUUGUACAACAUCUACGGGACGGAGCAGGUGCUGCAGUACGAGGGCAGGGCGCUGGGCGAGAACCCGCCGCACCUCUUUGCGAUUGCAAAUGUUGCCUACACUAAAAUGAUGGAUGCCAAACACAACCAGUGUAUCGUCAUCAGUGGGGAGAGCGGCUCGGGGAAGACAGAAGCCACCAAACUGAUCCUGCGCUACCUGGCAGCCGUCAGUCAGAAGCGCAGCACGGCUCAGCAGAUCCUGGAGGCGACCCCCUUGCUGGAAUCCUUCGGCAAUGCCAAAACCGUGAGGAAUGACAAUUCCAGCAGGUUUGGGAAGUUUGUGGAAAUCUUUCUGGAAGACGGCUUGAUCUGUGGUGCCAUAACCUCGCAGUACCUGCUGGAGAAAUCCCGCGUGGUGUUUCAGGCCAAAACUGAGCGCAACUAUCACAUCUUCUAUGAGAUGCUGGCUGGCCUACCUGCCCAGCAGCGGCAGAAAUACUUUCUCCAGGACGCAGAGACCUACUACUACCUGAAUCAGGGUGGGAACUGUGAGAUCCCUGGCAAGGACGAUGCUGAGGAUUUCCGGCGACUGCUCAACACCAUGGAGGUCCUGAGCUUCAGCAUUGAGGAGCAGAACAGCAUCUUCCGCAUCCUGUCUUCCAUCCUCCAUCUGGGCAAUGUCUACUUUGAAAAAUAUGAGACAGACUGCCAGGAAGUCGCGACGGUGGUGAGUGCAACGGAGAUCCAGACGGUGGCUGAGCUGCUGCAGAUCUCCCCUGAGGGCUUGCAGAAAGCCAUCACCUUCAAAGUGACGGAGACACUACGGGAGAAGAUUUUUACCCCCCUCACUGUCGAAAGCGCCGUGGAUGCCAGGGAUGCCAUUGCCAAGAUCCUUUAUUCCCUGCUCUUUGGUUGGCUGACAGACCGCAUCAACAAGCUGGUAUACCCCAGGCAAGAGGCCCUCUCCAUCGCCAUCCUGGAUAUCUACGGGUUUGAGGAUCUCAAUUUCAACAGCUUUGAGCAGUUAUGCAUCAACUACGCCAAUGAGUACCUGCAAUUCUUCUUCAACAAGAUCGUCUUCCAGGAGGAGCAGGAGGAGUACCUCCGUGAGCAGAUCGAGUGGAAGGAAAUCCCCUUCAGUGACAACCAGCCCUGCAUCGACCUCAUCUCCCAAAAGCCCUAUGGCAUCCUCCGCAUCCUUGAUGACCAGAGCUGCUUCCCCCAGGCGACAGACCACACUUUCCUCCAGAAGUGUCACUACCACCAUGGAACGAACCCGCUGUACACCAAGCCAAAGAUGCCACUGCCAGAGUUCACCAUCAAACACUAUGCAGGGAAGGUGACCUACCAGGUGCACAAGUUUUUGGAUAAAAACUAUGACCAAGUGCGGCAGGAUGUUCUGGACUUGUUCAUCAGCAGCAGGACCAAGGUGGUGGCCAACCUCUUCUUCGGACAUGCCCAGGUGCUGGCCCGGCAGAAAAGCCUGGUGGGGAAGAGCAGCACCAGGACACGACGCUACAAGGCUCCCACCGUGGCUGCCAGGUUCCAGCAGUCACUCCUGGAGCUAGUGGAGAAGAUGGAGAGGUGCAACCCCUUCUUCGUGCGCUGCCUCAAACCCAACAACAAGAAGGAGCCAGGACUCUUUGAGGCUGACGUUGUCAGCAGCCAGCUCCGCUACUCGGGCAUCCUGGAGACCAUCCGCAUCCGGAAGGAGGGCUUCCCCAUCCGCAUCCCCUUCCUCGUCUUCAUCGACAGGUACCGCUGCCUCGUCGACAUGUGGUCCAACGUCAUUCCCAAUGGGACCAACUGCGUGGAGAUGCUAAGGAACCUCUGCGCCGUCACCCCCAGCAUGUAUUACGUCGGUGUGAGCAAGCUCUUCCUCAAGGAGCAGCUGUACCAGGCACUGGAGAGCAAGCGGGCUCGUGCCCAUCACCUGGCCGCGCUCACCUUGCAGCGCUACGCUCGCACCUUCUUCAUCAAGAGACGCUUCCGCUCCCUGCGCCGCAAGAUCAUCCUCCUGCAGAGCCGGGCCCGCGGCUACCUCGCCAGGCAGCGGUACCGGCGCAUGAGGCACACGCUCAUCAAAUUUAGGUCGCUGGUGCACAUCUACGUGAACCGCCGGCGGUACCUCAAGAGGAAGGAGGACGCCCGCCGACGGGCAGAGGAGGAGAGGCAGAGGAUGAAGCAAGAGCUGACGAGGAGGGAGGUGGUGGACGUGACGCACCUGGAGAUCCCUGCCGAGCUCCUGGGGCUGCUGGAGGCCGCGGCAGCCGCCGGGCAGGUGAACGCCGGCUGCGUGGUCCUGGUGCCCCCGCCGGCGCUGCAGCCCGACUCCCGGCUCACCCUCCCGCUCGACAUCAAUAACUACCCCAUGGCCAAGUACGUGUGGGGCCAUUUCCAGGAGCCGCUCUUCGGGAUGCUCACGGCCCCGCUGGCCGCCCCGCUGACCCGGCUGGAGGAGGAGCUCUGCAACGAGGCUCUCAGCCUUUUCAAGCUGAUCCUGCGCUUCAUGGGCGACCCGGGGCUGGGCGGCCCGCAAGAGACCCUCUUCGGCAACUACAUCGUGCAGAAGGGGCUGGCGGCGCCGGGCUUGCGGGACGAGAUCCUGGCGCAAGCCGCCAACCAGGUCUGGCGCAACACCAACGUCAACAACGAGGAGCGAGGCUGGCUGCUGCUGGCCACCUGCCUCAGCGCCUUCCCCCCCUCCGCCGCCUUCGACAAGUACCUGCUCAAGUUCGUCUCCGACUACGCCUUUGCCGGCUACAAGCCGGUGUGCCAGCGGAAGCUGAUGCAAGCCAUGGCGCGGUCGCCGCUGGGCACCGCGGCGGCUCGCGCCUACCCGCCCUCGUUGCUGGAGUGGACGGCCAACAGGCGGCAAGCCAGCAUGGCCCUGGAUGUCCACUGCUUCAACGGUGACCGCUUCUCCUGCCCCAUCCAUUCCUGGAGCACCGGCGAGGAUCUGGCAGGGGACAUCCUAAAGCACAGGGGGCUGGCGGAGGGCUGGCGCGGCUGGUCCGUGUCCAUGAAGGAGGGCGCCCAGUGGGCCGAGCUGGCUGGCCACGACUACGUGCUGGACCUCGUCUCCGACCUCGAGCUGCUCCAGGGCUUCCCCAAGCAGAAGUCAUACUUCCUCAUCACCUGGGAGGGAGCGGAGAGCCGCGGCAGCGCCGGCCGGGUGGCGCUGGGACAUGGCUUGGAUCUGGAUGAAGUCCCUCCUCCUCCAGCCGUGAAAGCCCCGACGCUGCCGCGCCUGGCCGCGCCGGCCGCCGAGGCGUACCCGGCUCACGACGCGGACUUUGGCGAGCCACGAACCCAGAAGGGUUUGGACCGCUACCUGGACAGCCUGUUCGACCCGGUGCUCUCCUACGGCAACGGGGAGCUGGAGAAGCCAGCCGCCGUCUCGCAGCGGAUGAAGGGAGGAGGCGGCGUAGGCGUGGGGGCCGGCAGCGGGGACGCCGAGCAUGCCGGACCCACUGAGCCACGCCAGCCGAGGGGUGCAGAGCCGGCCCCGGCCCCCCAGUGCCGGGCAGAUGCCAACCAGCCGCCUGGACCCCCAGGGAGAACGACGGACGGGACGCCGGCCCUGCCGCAGCCCCGGCCCUACGUGCAGAAAGCUGCGCCCGCCGGCCGGCGCUGGCCCGGCGAGCUGGUGCGUCACUCCCGGCUCAACUCGGAGCACUUCCCGCGGCCCACGCAGAACAUCCGCAACAUCAUCCGGCAGUGCCAGCCGGCGGCGCGCGGCCCCGCGCCCGGCAGGAAGGACGGCAGCAAGAUCUUCGGGAAGAAGCUGGACCCCCACGAGGAAGCCAUGCAGAUCCUGAAGGGGCAGCUCUCAGCGCCCGCGGGGCCCAGGGAGGUGGUGGCUGCAGUGAAGCCGGUCGCCAGCGCCGGGUACCAGCAGCGAGCGCCGGCGGGGCGUCCUCUGUCCACCGCCAGGCCCCCAGUCGCCGUGUCCCGGGCGCUGCCGUCCGAGGCACAGCAGGUCCAGACCCAGCUCCACCGGAGCUGCAACGAGGACUUCUACACCUACCGCAACGUGCCGUGGAAAAUAUACAUCCGCAAAGAGGUUUUCUACCCCAAGGACAACUGCAACGACCCGCUGCUGCUGGAUCUCAUCUUCCGGCAGAUCUUCAGCGACACGCUCUCCGACACCUGCGUGCGGCUCAGCCAGGAGGAGCGGCUCCGCAUGAAAGCCCUCUUCGCGGAAAACAAGCUGGAUUCCUUCAGCCCCGUGGCCACCGAGAGUGUCAAGCAGGAGAUCGUCGCCGCGGCCCGGGAUGGCUGCGAGGUGUAUUUCUCGCGCCUCUUCCCCGCCACGGGCAGCGUCGGGACCGGCGUGCAGAUCCUGGCCGUGUCCCACGCCGGCAUCAAGCUGCUGCGGCUGGUGAAAGGCACCAACAUGCCCGGGGAGCAGCUGCGGGUGCUGCGGGGCUACAGCUAUGCCGACGUCCUGUUCGUGACCACCCCGUCCAGGAACAUGCUGGAGUUCAACCUGAGCAGCGAGAAGCUCAUCCUCUUCUCCCCGAAGGCGCCCCAGGUCAAGGCCAUGGUGGACCACUUCAUCACGGAGCUCAGGAAGGACUCCCAGUACGUGGUGGCCGUGAGGAACUACAGCCCAGAGGACAGGGGCCAGCUGAGCUUCCACAAAGGGGACAUCAUCCACCUGCAGCCACUGGAGCACCCUGAUGGAGACCACUACUACGGCUGCGUGGUCCGCAAGAAGGUGAUGUACCUGGAGGAGCUGAAGUCGGGCACCCAGGAUUUUGGCUGGAAGUUCGGGGCCGUCCACGGCAGGUCGGGGCUCUUCCCGGCUGAGUACGUCCAGCCCGUCGCCGCCCCCGACUUCGUCCACUUGCCAGCGGACAGGAGAGAGGAGCCCAGGGACCAGCAGGGCAAGGUGGCAGCCUCGGCGGCCGUGGCUGUGGCCUCCACCGCCAUGGCCUGGGAGCUGGACCGGAAAACAGAGGCGUCCCCUGCCAGCACCAGCUUCGCCGUGGGCCUGGAGGGAGAGGAUGGCGAGCGUCCCGGGGACGGCGCCCCGCCGCACGGGGCCUUCCCCAUGCUGGGCUUUGCCCGGCGGUAUUUCCGGGCGGCGCGGCACGGGCAGACGGACUCCUGCGGACAGCAGGCCAAGUGGGCUGGGGAGCCGCCAGACGGGAUGGAGAUGCUGAAGUUCACCAAGGCCCCCAUCCAGGAGUCACUCAUCAAAUUCACCGACAGCAGCGUCAGCAAACUGGCUGCCGAGGCUUUCCAAGCCGUGAUGAAGUUCAUGGGCGACUUCCCUCUGAGGGGACAGACGGAGCUGGACACCAUCUACACCAUACUCAAGCUGUGCGAAGAGCACGAGGUCCUGCGGGACGAGGUGUAUUGCCAGAUCGUCAAGCAGAUCACGGACAACACCAGCUCCAAGACCGACAGCUGCCAGAAGGGCUGGAGGCUGCUCUACAUCCUCACCGCCUACUACAAGUGCUCCGAGGUGCUCAGGCCCUUUUUCCUGGCCUUCCUGCAGGACGCUGGCCGGCACCCGGGGCUGCCUUUCCAGGGCAUCUCCAAAGCCUGCGAGCAAAACCUGCGGAAAACCCUGCAGUUCGGUGGCCGGAGCCUCUUCCCCAGCAGCAUGGAGCUCAAAGCCAUGGUGGCUGGACGCAGCGCCAAGCGCCAGCUCUUCCUCCUGCCCGGCGGCAUCGAGCGGCACCUCAAGAUCAAGACGUGCUCGGUGGCUCUGGACGUGAUAGAGGAGCUGUGCUCCGAGAUGGGGCUGCAGCGCCCCGAGGCCUUCGACGAGUACAUCAUCUUCGUGGUCACCGACAGAGGGCAGAGCGUCCGGCCCCUGACCCGCAGGGAGUACAUCCUGGACGUGGCCACCGAGACGGAGCGCCUCGACGCCAGCUACAUGUUCUGGUGCCGCCGCGUGGUCUGGAGCCAGCCCCUCAAGUUCGACAACGAGCUCUACGUCACCGUGCACUACAACCAGGUCCUCCCCGACUAUCUCAAGGGGCUCUUCAACGUGCUGCCGCCCGCCAGGUCCGGAGAGCAGCACUUCCAGCAAGCGGCCAAGCUGGCCGCGCUGCAGCACCGCGCCAAGGACGGCCGCUGCCUGCCCACCGCGCGGGAGAUGCAGGACUACGUCCCCCCGCAGCUCUUCCGCCUGCUGAAGGCCCAGUCCUGGCUCCACAUGGUGACCCAGCACACGGAGCAAGCCCAGGCGCUCAGCGCCCACCAGGCCCGGGCACAGUUCCUGGGACUGCUGAGUGCCUACCCCAUGUUCGGCUCCUCCUUCUUCUACAUCCAGAGCUGCAGCAACAACACCAUCGUCUCGCCCUGCAUCCUGGCCGUCAACCAGAACGGCCUCAACUUCCUCAGCAAAGAGACCCACGAGCCCAUCGCGAAGUUCUCCCUGAAGGAGAUCCAGUCGACGCGGACACAGCGGCCGACGGCCGGCUCCAGCUACCCCUACGUGGAGAUCACGCUGGGCGACCUGCUGUCGCGGGGCAUCACCCAGCUGCAGCUGGAGCAGGGCCUGGAGCUGUGCCGCGUGAUCGCCACGCACAUGGAGAGCCUGCUCUGCGCCCGGGAGAAGAGGCUCACGCUGCCGCCCAGCGAGAUCACGCUGCUCUGAGCCCCGCGGCGCCCUCCCGGCCGUCUCGCCGCCGGGCCACGCGCCACCCGCCGCAGGGACCGCGCUCCACGGACGCGACGGGCACCCUGGACAGGCUCC
Molecule: messenger RNA, 10869 nt
Organism: Rhea pennata
Lineage: Eukaryota; Metazoa; Chordata; Aves; Rheiformes; Rheidae
Gene: MYO15A
Product: myosin XVA
Exons: 65
Coding region: 619-10770 (3383 amino acids)
Cellular component (GO): cytoskeleton; myosin complex
Molecular function (GO): protein binding; cytoskeletal motor activity; ATP binding
Source: RefSeq, a predicted model, not a curated record